This is a messenger RNA of Symbiodinium pilosum, 1431 nucleotides long. The record is from the annotation of a GenBank genome assembly. Lineage: Eukaryota; Dinophyceae; Suessiales; Symbiodiniaceae.
AUGUCGGCCACGCUUCUCCAAGCAGAAAUCGCCUUGCAGGAGACUCUGGCAAACUGCCUUGGCUACACGGCUCCGCGAGAGGUUCUGCGCACACGGCGCGCGUCUCAAGCCGUGCUGGCGCGCGUCGAGGAGUGCCUUCCAGGGCUUCCAACUCAGGCUCUAGACCGUGACGGUACGACCUUGCUCCAUCUAUCCGCUGGGUUGGGUAUCACAGAACUCACCCAGCGAGUCCUGGAAAGGCGAUCGGAUGUAACCAGCACCCAUCGCCAGUUUGGGACUCCGCUACAUCUAGCAGCCGAAAGAGGUCAUGAAAAUGUGGCGCGCCUGCUGUUGGAAGAGAGAGCUGACGUGGAACAGGCCUUUGCAAAGACGGCCAUAACGCCUCUACAUGUGGCAGCUGCUCGGGGGCACUUGAAUGUGCUGCUAGCCCUCGUGGAGGCCAAAGCGGAUGUCAACAAGCCCAAUUCUGCCGGAGCUUCGCCUUUGCACUGUGCGGUUGCCAAGGGGCACACUGAAGCUUGCCGAGCUCUAAUCCAGAGUACUGCAGAGCCAAAUAGUGCCUCUCAUGAUGGGAAAACUCCUCUACAUUUUGCUGCAUACCAGAGCCUGGUUGAGCCAGCAGAGCUUCUCCUCAUGGCACAUGCAUUGGUCGACCCUGUGGAUGCUGCCGGCUACACUCCGCUGAUUUUCGCUUCGCGAGAAGGGCACAUGGAGGUUGCCAAAGCCUUGCUGGAAGCGCGGGCUGAGAUGAACAUCUCAAGUUCAGACGGUGAUGCACCUCUGCAUGUGGCGGCAGAACGCGGCCAUCCAGGUGUUGUGGAACUGUUGCUAGAAGGCCAGGCUAAUGUAUCCGUAGCGAACGGAGAUGGUCUUACAGCAUUAGACAUGGCUGCUUUGGAUGGGAGGAGUGAUGUUGCAGAGCUGCUAAUUUGCAGCGGAGUAAAGAUUGAGCGCGUGGAGAAUGGAAUGCAGGAGGACGGCAGCGCGGAGCCAUACUACAAGGCAUUGCAGCGUGGCGUGGAGAACCAGGGUGUGGCGUUCGUACCUGGUUUGCAUACGCGUUGGGUCUUCCACGGCUCUAGCGCAGUGGAGUCCAUCGUCUCCAAUCCCAUUUCAGGAUUUCAGCCACUCAUGUCCGGAACUCGUGGCAAUGCCCUGUGGGGCUCUGGGACGUACUUUGCUCGUGAUGCCAAGUACGUGUAUGAUGGAGGCUUCUGCAGUCCCCAAGUGGACGGCAGCCGGCAGAUACUGCUUUGCUUGCUGAUGAAUGGCUUCGUAUGCUUGGGAGAUCCAGAGCACAAGGGCGUACUGCCCUUUCGUCAGGGUCGUCAUCGGUACAAUGCCUCAGUGGAUAGCCUGUCCAACCCUGAAAUAUUUGUCACGCAGUCGCCCGGUGCGGCAUAUCCCGCUUAUGUGAUAACGUUUUCCUAG